AAAAUUUGUCAAUAAAAUCAAAUUAAUUUAUCGACAUCGUUUCAGUCUUGAUCAGACUUUGAAGUAGAUAAAACUCAAGAUUUUAAGUAGAUAACUUACAUAGAAGUCGGUCUAAAGUGCUUCAUUUGUUCAGUGUCUGAUUGAAGUUACUUGAUUACCUUUGCAAAUACUUUGGAACAGUUAUCAUUAUUUAUUUUAUCCCAAGGUUUUUAACUUGUAUUACUGCAUGGUAAACUUUAUUGAACGAAGAAUAUUUAGAAGUAUAACUCAAAAAGCUAUGGCACAGAAGCACUUACCAUUAUUCCUUGAAGGAGAGGUUGUAAAAGGUUUUGGCAGAGGCUCUAAGGACCUGGGAUGCCCUACAGCAAACUACCCACUAGAGGUAGUGCAGUCUUUACCCAAAGAUCUUGUACCUGGAGUGUACUAUGGCUGGGCACAGAUAAACCAGAGCCAAAUAUACAAGAUGGUGGCAAACAUUGGGUGGUGCCCCUUCUAUCAAAACAAGCAGAUGUCUGUGGAAACCCACGUGAUGCACAAGUUUGACGAAGACUUCUAUGGAUCACAUUUGAAAGUGAGCUUAGUGGGAUAUUUGAGAGGAGAAAAGAAUUUUAACUCUUUAGACGAGCUUAUAGAAGCAAUCAAGCAAGAUAUCAAAAAUGCUGAUGAGCAUUUGGAACUGCCUGAAGCACAAUUGGUGAAGGCACAUCAAUAUUUUACAAAAAGUGUAUGAUUUACAGCUUUUUAGCCAUUUUAUAGACCAUUUUUUAUAUUUUAUACUGUUAUGAAUUUAUUAUAAUAUUGACAUGUUAUUUAUUUUAUGUGAAUAAUAAGAAUGUUAUUUUUACAGAAAAAUCUUGCCUUAGUGAAUUUUCCUUAUGGUCAGUUAUACAAUUAUGUAUUUAAUUUAGAAAUAUCCCUUGUUGAUUUAGUUAGAAGUAGCUCAAAUUAGUUUCAUAUAUUUUUUAGGUAGAAUAGAUGUAAAGUUUAACAUGUGUAUGUAGAGCUAGCUUAUAAUUAUAUUGUAUGCUAGCUUACACCAGCUAAAAUUAUAAAUUAACUGAAUUUACCAAUUGAUAAUAAUCAUUAAAAUAUUCAAGUAAUAUAUGAGGGAUAUUCCUUAACUAUGUGAUAUUUUUGGAAGGAGUGUGCAAUGCAGUUAGUUAUAAGAAAAUAAACAUUAUUUACAGUA
Molecule: messenger RNA, 1189 nt
Organism: Helicoverpa armigera (cotton bollworm)
Lineage: Eukaryota; Metazoa; Arthropoda; Insecta; Lepidoptera; Noctuidae
Gene: Rfk
Product: riboflavin kinase
Exons: 3
Coding region: 227-730 (167 amino acids)
Biological process (GO): riboflavin biosynthetic process; FMN biosynthetic process
Cellular component (GO): mitochondrion
Molecular function (GO): riboflavin kinase activity
Source: RefSeq, a predicted model, not a curated record